Molecule: messenger RNA, 879 nt
Organism: Temnothorax curvispinosus
Lineage: Eukaryota; Metazoa; Arthropoda; Insecta; Hymenoptera; Formicidae
Exons: 3
Source: RefSeq, a predicted model, not a curated record
AUAGAAGAAGAUAAGACGAAAAAUCUUCCGAUGGAUGAGGAAGAAAACCAGGAUUCACUGGUUGACUACGAUAGUGACAGCAGCGUGGUCACAGUGGUAGAGAGAGAGAGAGGUAGUGAUAAAACAAUAAGUAAAGAUGAAGAAGAAAAAGAGAACAAGAAGGAGACUGAAGCAAAGGGUGCAAUCCCGAAACGCGGCAAACCAAAAAUUAUAGAGAACAUAGAUGUAAAUAGAGAAUGGGCUGAAAAUCGUCCUGUACUACCUAUAGGGACAAAGAUACUUUACGAGAAACAAGAAAAGAUGGUUGAGAAAAUGGAAUCGGUAAUGAAGAUGUUGGAUAAGGUUAUGACCCAAGCAACCUCCAUGAUGGAAAACAUGGUAGAAGUCGCCCGCGUAAAUUUAGAGAAAGAGAAACUAAAGAUUAGACGUUUAGAGGUAAAUAAACAGAAUACGCAAAGUAAAGUAGAAAACGGUAUACAAACGGUUAAAGAAUCAGAAGUAGAGCCUAAAAAGAAAAAGUUAGAUGAAACAGUCUGUUCAGUCGAGAAAAAUAGAAGUUUAGAGACAAUUAAGAGUGCUUUAGAAGUAGAAUUAAACAGUCAAAGGUUGCAUAUUAGAAGAGAAUAUAAGCUAACGCAAAAAUCCAACUUUGAUCUUUGGAUGGAUUAUUUAAAAUCCGAAUUAAUGAAUAACGAGUUAUUAGAUGUAAUAGAUUCAAACAUUGAUAGUCCAGAAAAUCUUUCCAAAUUAAAAGUUGCUAAGAGAAAAAGUUUAUUAGAGGCAGAGACUAAGAGUGAAGUUAGAGAGAAGCUAGAGAAACCAGAGGUUAGAGUGCAGAGGGCUACCACAGAAGAGCACAAAGAAGUAAAGUGCUACUGA